Neohortaea acidophila is the source of this 1371-nucleotide messenger RNA. Its product is annotated as major facilitator superfamily domain-containing protein. NCBI's taxonomy places the organism in Eukaryota, Fungi, Ascomycota, Dothideomycetes, Mycosphaerellales, Teratosphaeriaceae. Gene Ontology annotation, molecular function: transmembrane transporter activity. The transcript has 5 exons. Gene Ontology annotation, biological process: transmembrane transport. Bases 1 to 1371 code for a protein of 456 amino acids. The record is from RefSeq and is a predicted model, not a curated record.
AUGGCGGAGAUGGCGCUUCCCGCAACGGCGUUGCUAGCACCCGUGGACUCGAAGACGAACACAACCCCGGCACCGGAAACGGAGCGAGUCAUCGAGAGCUUUGAAGUGAGCGGUCCUCAUGCAAACGUCGCUGAGCAAGAAGACAUUCCCCCGGACGGUGGCUACGGCUGGGUCUGCACCGCAUGCGUCCUACUUGUCAAUGCCUCCACCUGGGGCGUCAACAGCGCCUAUGGGGUCUUCCUCGCCUACUUCCUCUCCCACUCCACCUUCUCCGGCGCCUCUCGUCUGGAGUACGCGCUCAUCGGCGGCCUGUCAAUCUCGCAAUCCCUCUUCAUCUCCCCCCUCAUUGGCCUCUGCAACGAGAAACUCGGCACCCGCAUCUCCCUACUCAUAGGCGCCAUGCUCGUCUCCGUAAGCCUGCUGGCCUCCUCCUUCACCACCAGGAUUUGGCAAUUGUUCUUGAGUCAGGGCGUGUGCUUUGGCUACGGGUUAGGCUUCUUGUACAUCCCUGCGUCCACUGUGCUGCCGCAGUGGUUUGACAAGAAGCGCAGCCUGAGCAUGGGUAUUGCUUCUUCCGGCGCGGGAUUCGGUGGGCUGGUGUACAACCUCGUGGCCGGUGCCGCUAUCCAGGGCUUGGGGUGGAGAUGGACGUAUCGGAUCUUGGCCAUCUCGACGGCUGUAGUGAACGUCACGUGUGCGCUCUUGCUCAAAGAUCGCAACAAGAUGGUCAAGCCGAAGAAGCAAGGCUUCAAUGUCCGCGAAUUCGGGCACAUUUCGGUCGUGCUGGUCAUCCUGUGGGGGAUUUUCACCGAGCUGGGGUACAUUGUAUUGCUAUAUUCGCUUCCAGACUACGCCAUCUCCAUCGGACUAUCUGCCAAUCAGGGAGCGGUUGUCGGGGCGGUGCUGAACGUUGGCCUAGGCGUUGGACGACCCAUCAUCGGACUCCUCAGUGAUCGCUUUGGGCGAAUCGAUACGGCCACAGGUAUGUCGCCUCCCGCGACUGCGCUGUGUGGCAUCUUCGUGCUGAGCCUGUGGGUGCCAGCCCACAGCUAUGCUGUCCUCUUACUCUUUGCCCUCGCGAUUGGCAGCGUCACUGGAAUCUUCUGGGGCACGGUAGCACCUGUCACAGCCGAAGUCGUUGGUCUGCAAAGACUCCCGGCCACAUUCGGCAUGCUUGUCUUGCCGCUCGUUAUUCCCACGGUCUUUGCGGAACCAAUAGCAUUGGGGCUUGCCGCUUCAUACGGCUACUUGACCGCCAAGAUCUUCGUUGGCUGCAUGUUCCUCGCUGGUGCCGCCUCUACCUUUGCCCUCCGCUCGUGGAAGCUCGUUGAGGGAGAGGGAUGGCGGUCGCCCGUCACUGCCGGAGACUGA